This is a messenger RNA of Mus musculus (house mouse), 15229 nucleotides long. Its product is annotated as RIKEN cDNA 2810408B13 gene. The record is from RefSeq and is a predicted model, not a curated record. NCBI's taxonomy places the organism in Eukaryota, Metazoa, Chordata, Mammalia, Rodentia, Muridae. Bases 9784 to 10737 code for a protein of 317 amino acids. The transcript is spliced from 6 exons.
GCAGAACCUUCAAACAGUCUUAUUCUGAGGUUAGAAAAGAUCAGCAGGCAUGUUCAUAUUAGAACCGUAACUACAGUGCUCUUAGGUGAUGUUUCCUUGAUAUUUUCUGUAUUUGUGUUCUCUGUCCUUUAUGUAUGAGAGAGUUGUGGCAUGGAUUUAUCUUUUAAAACUCUUUUCUAGAUCUUACAUUAUGGACUAGAAGAUAGUUUUGCUCUGUAAAUCUCCAUUAGCCUCAGUGACUAAACUUGCAAGGUCCUGUCCCCUAUUAAAUUGUUCAAAGUAUAACCUGGGGGCUGAACCUAAAAGGACUUAUUGAUGACACCAUAUGUGGAAUUCAUACUGUUUCCUAGGCUGGGUCUUCUUUGGGCAUCAGCCAGAGCUGAAUAAGUGAUCUCUCCCUGGGAAAGAUGUUAAUCCACACCAGCUGUACCUCCAGGAUUUAAAUAAUGUUUCUGAGACAAGCUUUCCUAGGUUGAGUCAGGUAGCAUUCAUUCCACUCUGUAUUUCCCAGGACAAUGACAUUGGCUUCUAUUGACUAAACCAACUAAAUACUUAAGUCUAAAUCACUAACACCACUGUGUUUUUAAAUUACUUGCUGAGUCAUGUAUGUAAUCAAGUUUUUUAUUACAGUAAGAGGAACAGGAUUUGCAUGAAGGGCAUGGCUUCUGCAUUCACAUCAGAAGAGAAGGGAGUUUAUUGCGAUCCCUACUGGGGAAACAGGGUAGGCAAUCAGCUGCUGGAGUUGCCAUUAUGAACAAGACCUGAUCAUGGCAGGGAGGUGAUUUUUAAUUUUGGAUCAUGUAUUAAUCAUGUUCUGUGAUGAAGACAGCCUAUAUUGAUGGGUGUUUGAGUUGUGAAUGUCAGUUAAGCCACUGAGCAUUCAAUUCGAACGUAGGGUACUGUUCUACAGAUACAUGUGCAAUCUUCACUGACAUCAUUAAGUCAGCUCAAGAAUUGAAUCCCAGGCCAUCGGGUGUAGUUGUGUGUGUGUCAAGUUGUGUGUCAAGUUACAGGUGUCAGCAACUAAGAGUCCACAUAGAGGCAAGUUCAAGUAGUGUUUGAUUAAUGCUAUUCCUGAUGUGAGGAUAUGGGCUGCUAGUUUUGAAUGUCAGUAUGGCUUGUGGUUUUUUAGUAAUAUUUAAGUUGGAAAAAAUCAAUUAUUGGUUCCCCUUUCAAUGUAAUUUCUAUGAAUUAAGCACUGCUCUGAUCUCUUACUAUUUGCAAUUCUGUUGUAUUUCCCAGGUAUAAGAAUUUCUUUUCAUAUUUUACAAGGUCAGUUUAGGACAAGGUCUCUUGAUGCCCAGGCUGGCUCAUGCUAUGUAAUUGAUAACUGCUUUGAACAUCUGGUCCUGUCCCUAAGACCACAUGAUUCAAAGACAGUGCUGCAUGUCUUCUAGCCUAGGCUUUGAAGGGGAAAGUUUUCCUGGUUUGGCACUACUUGACAUUAGCAAUGAGAGUGAGGUUGAUAAUCACCUUGACUGGCCAUGACUCUGGCUGCAGAAAAGGCAGUCAUGAAUCUGGAUAAGGAACUGAACUUAUUGUCAACUGUAAUUGACACUACUUCAAGUAAUUCAAAUUACUGUAUUAAAACAAGUUGACUUAGCUAAAACUGGAACAGGUGGUCAUUGUGAAAGUGUUUUUUAUUAUUUGCAACAUUUAAUAAGGGAGAACUCUUCUUUAUUCUGGAUCUUUUGAAUUGACAAAAAUGUCAUUAAUCUAGGCCACAGUUACUGGUGGCAUCGUACAUUUAUAAAGGACAUUGAAGAUGCUCGCUCCCUCUCUUUUUCUGCUUGCCAUACUCUGGCAAGCGAGAUCAUUUGAUUUUUCUAGCAUUAGAGGUUCCAUCUUUGGCAUUACGGUAUAUGCAGAAGGCCAGUUAAGACAUACAGGCACGGGCUGGUGAGAUGGCUCAGUGGGUUAGAGCACCCGACUGCUCUUCCGAAGGUCCAGAGUUCAAAUCCCAGCAACCACAUGGUGGCUCACAACCAUCCGUAACAAGAUCUGACCCCCUCUUCUGAGUGUCUGAAGACAGCUACAAUGUACUUACAUAUAAUAAAUAAAUAAAUAAAUAAAUAAAUAAAUCUUUUUUAAAAAAAAGACAUUCAGGCACUACUGUGUCCUUCAACUUUCCAUUGGUACGCAGUAUUUGGUUUCUUAGUUGGACCACAUUCUGUGAGCCAUUCUUAUAUAUCCACUUUCUACAUACAUAGAGAGAUCCAUACUAUCAGUUCUGUUUAAGUGGAAAUCCUUUAAUAAUACAGAUGUUUUUUUCACCUUUUCACUCAGGAAGAUGUGCUGGCUAACCGUAGUGCUCCACAGUGAUUGGAAUCCAUUUCCUCAUUUCCUGCUUUUCUCCCAGGGUUGUCUGGAGAAUCAUAUUGAAAGGGCAAGAUAAACCCCAUUUUUCUCCAUCUACGGAGCCCUUUUGUUGCCAGUUGAGGACCAGUCCUUAUUUCCAAAAGGUGCCAGCUUCAGGAAUAAACUGUAAAUCCCAAAAGUAAGGCAUAAGACAGCAGGAUUAGGAACAGACCAUAAGAUCCAGAAGAUGGUAGAACCCCCUUCCAGAGACCAGACUGGGGAUAACCACAGAAAUGGGGAACGAUCUGAGAAUGGUCCAUCCGGGCUGGGCAGCCCUAUUUCAUCAUAUGGUGAAAAGUUCAUGAUAUAGGAAUACAGAUCACUGACAACCUGUGACACCUAGCCCUACCAAUGAAAUUUUAGACUACCCUAUCCUUCUAGAUGGUUCCACCAGUUUUCUAUAAGGAGGUCCUUGUACCUUUGUCUGGGGUCGCCAUUUCAAAGAAUGCUGGUUGUUUCUCCAGAAUAACUGCUUUUUCUUUUUGCAUAUUAUCUGAUCUGGGGUCUUCAGUGAUUUUUCGACCCUUUCAAUAUGUAGUAGGUGAAUAUUAGCUGAGGUAUUCCUGAGAUCAGUGCAAAAUCACAGAAACAAAUAUCACAUUUUAUAUCUUAAAAUGAUGCAGUAAUUGAUAAUAUCCAUGGAAGCAUUCUGCAUGUGGUUCAUAUGGUUCACUCUGCACCAAGAUGAAUAAUGAACUGUGCAAGCUACCCAUCUCGAUUCUAGGAGGAGGAGAGGCAGAGGAGGGCAGGGAGAAGAAGAAAAGGAGAAAGAGGAGCGGGAGGAAGAGGAGGGGUGGGGGAACAUUCAGAAGAAGAGGACGAGGAGGAAGAACAGUAGGAUGAAGAGGAGGAGGAGGAAUAGGAGGAGGAGAUAGAGGAGGAGGAGGAACAGGAGCAAGAACGGAGGAGGAGGAUUGGUUAGUGGAGGAGCAGAGGGGGAGGAUUACGAAAUGGAGGGAGAAGCCGUUUUUGCUCAGUGCUGGUAACAGAAAACUCGACUAUUUGAGGAUAGGCACAUGCAAUACUGAAACAAAGAUCUUGCAAAUCUGAAAAGUGUCAAGUCCUGGACUGAUUUCCUGGGGCAGGAAGCUCUAAGAGGUAAGCUUUCAGCACAGUCUAUUCCUACUGGCCAAUCAGGGCCUCCUGGAAAACCGUCCAAUCAGACGAAGAGAGGCCUCUUCCAGGUGGUUUGUUCCCUGUUGCAGGUUCAGUAGCAUUGCAGAGCAGGCUUCUAUGGUUGGUGUGAUGUGCUUUGAACUCUGAUGCUGGGUGUUUUUGCAGAGUGCAGGCGAGCUACUAAGUCUCAUCAUGGUGAGCAUGUGACCGCUGCCACUAACCUGAAAGAGCAGUGGUGUGAGAAGCAGGAAUCCUUAUAGUGGGCUCUUUCCUGGGUUAGGUGGAAACUAACAGCUAGCUGUGCGAUUCCUUGAGGUCUUAGCCACUAGAUGUACUCAGUGGUGGCAUCUUAACAACUCAUUAUGGGAGCUUCAUCUGCACAAAGCAUUUGGAGCAAGGGCUUGCCAUGUAGAAACAUCCUUAGCAAGAUGCCAAAUUUGGAUGUCCGAGAUUCUCUGGUGUCUUCUAAACAUUGUGCCGUGGCCACCAUUGAAGAUCCAUUUGGAGUUAAUUUUGUGGCAGUUGUAAACCCCAUUCCAUGAACUCUAAAUUUAUGCUGUGAUAAGAAGCAUAGAGUAGAAUCAAUGAUGGAAAAGAUUUUCCAAUGAUAAGAAAAUGGGAAGUCAUGACCAUAGACAGAAAUUCCCAUGAGGUUCUUCAUAUGCUGUUGGGAACCUGUUGGGAACCUGUUGGGAACAUGGUGAUGGCUGGAUGGGAUGGAUGGAUGGCUGACUGGGACAUUUGAGAAAGGUAUGUAUAUGGAAGGGGCUCCCAUAUACAUACAAUGAAGGUCAUUUCAAAGAGGGCUUUUUGGGCUAUAAAACCCACAGCUCUUAACGCUGUGACCAAAGAUUGAUGUUCUUCACAGAGAAAAUCCUGCACUGUUUUGAUAGUGCUGUGUUUUUCUGAGAAGAUAACAUACCCUGAAAAAAGAAAAAAGAAAAAAGAAAAAAAGAAAAAGAAGGAAAAAAAAAAAGAAAAGAAAAAAGAAGAAAAAAAAAGAAAAAGAAGAAAGAAAAAAAAGGAAAUGGGAAGUCACAUUUAGUUGAGGGAGGGACUGCCUCCUAAACACCCACAGAGAAGUAGUAUAGUAAGCAAGCAUCUGAGAGAUUAGGACGCUGGGAUACACCAGGUUGUUCAUCAGGAUUGUGGGAAAUAUCGCUCCAGGUCAUAACAAAGGAGACAAUCCUGAUUAACAAAUAGGCCCUUUCCCAGGUCACAGACCAGCCCUUUAACAAGCUGCUCAAUGAAGUAUUGCAGGCUCACAACCAACACUAAGGCCUGGUGUCCCAUAAAGGACCAUUUUUCUUCUUGAAAAAGCAUAGUUCUGUCACAUGGUCAAGACAUCUGUCAACACCAUUUGGAAAGGAAAAACACAGUUGUGGUGAGGACUGUCCUGAUCAAGCAAGGACAUCCCUGAGGCCUUCAUAGAUGGAGAAUGACGUAGCCUCUUCUCUAACUCAGCAACAGUCUUGGUUGGGCCUGUAACAGCCUGGGGCCUAGGCCUUGGCAUCCUUCCCUAAGGCCUUGAGGUACUGACAAAGAAACAGAGAAAAAGAGCUCCUUCUCUAAAACCAGGUAUAUUCUUGGAAGAGCUGGUAAUGGUCUGGGGCCAGAGCCUGUGGAGAGGGGUGGUUUCUUAUCCUGAGAAUCUAAUAGUUCCUACCGCAUAGGGCUGAUGAUGUCAAUCACAAACCACCGUAGGCAUGCGCAGUGAUAUUGAUGAGAUUACCUGUGUUCUUCUUGAGCAGCAGUGUUUGAUUAGAUUCUUCCUCUGUCCCAUUGUACGCUAGUUUCUGCUGACACCAUGGAAGUCUCCCAUGUCUUUCCAUUUCCCUGUAGGUAGUGCACAGGCUGCCAUUCUUAAGAAGCUUCCUUAGCAGAGCCUUAGCAACUUGCUCCCCCACCCCAGCUUUUGUGCUUUCUGCCUCCUACUUUUCCUAUCUCUGGCCUCGUCUGGGACUUUCCACUUAGGACUCUGCCAGUGCAGAAUGACCUGAUGCUUCAGGGUAUUGGUGUACUUAAGAAAUGAGUCUGGAAUAUCUCUGCCUUGUUCAUCUCCCAUCUGCCUAAGUGGCUGGCCAAAUCCCCAGUAGUGUGCAGUCCAUUGUUAAAUUGUUCACAUUAUAACCUGGGGUGAGAACCUAAAGAAGAGUUAAGGAUAGCAAAACAUGGAGAAUAAUGCAAAGUCUCUCUAAGUUGGCUCCUCUUUUAGCUUUAACUAAAGCUAAAUACUUGGUAUUUUCAGAGAUUUUUUUUCUUUUUUAUUUUUUUUCUUUCUUUUUUACACUCCAGAUUUUAUUCCCCUUCUGAUCCACCCUCAGACUGUUCCACAUUCUAUACCUACUACCUAUCCCCUUGUCUCCCCUAGGAUGUCCUCUCACCCCCAACCAAAGCUCUAAACUUCCUGGGGACUCAGUCUCUUGAGGGUUUUGUGCAUCUUCUCUGAGUGAAACCAGACCCAGCAGCCUCAUGCCUUGGUGAUCUGAUAGGAUGUGCGGGAUUAUUUCAAUCUUCUUGUAUCUGUUGAGGCCUGCUUUAAGACGAAUUAUAUGGUUGAUUGGAGAAAAGGUACCAUGAAGCACUGAGAAGAUGGUGUAUUCUUUUGUUUUAGGUAAAAUGUUCUCUAAAUAUCUGUCAAAUCUGUUGGGUUCAUAACCUCUGUUACUUUCACUGUGUCUCUGUUUAGUUUCUGUUUCAAAGACUUGCCCAUUGGUGAGAGUGGGAUGUUGAAUUCUCCCACUAUUAUCUGAGAUAGAAUCUGUCUUUGUUCUUGAGGUAUGCUUCUUGUAUGCAACAAAAUGUUAGAUCUUGUGUGCAAAUCCAGUCUGUUAGCGUAUGUCUUUUUAUAGGUGAGUUGAGUUCAUUAAUAUUGAGAGAUAUUAAAGACAGAAGAUUGUUGGUUCCUGUUAUAUUUGGUUUUGUAGGUGGCUUUAUGGGCUUGUGGUUCUUUCCUUUUGGCUUUGUUGUGAGUGGCUUACUGUGUUUUCUUUGGUGUGGGUACCUUCCUUGUGUAGGAAUUUUCCUUCUAGGAUCCUCUGUAGGGCUUGAUUGGUAGAUAGAUACUGUUUUUAAUUUGGUUUUGUCCUGGAAUAUUUUAAUUUCUCCAAUCUAUGUUGAUUGAGCAUCUUGCUGGGUAUAAUAGCCUGGACUGGCAUUUGUGUUCUCUUAGAGCCUGCAUGACCUCUGACCAGGCACUUUUGGCCUUCAUAGUGUCUGUUGAGAAGUCUGGUAUAAUUCUGAUAGGUCUCCCUUUGUGUGUUACUUGGCCCUUUUUCCUUGAAGCUUUUAAUAGUCUUUCUUUGUUCCCCUGGCUGUCCUGGAACUCACUCUGUAGACUAGGCUGGCCUCGAACUCAGAAAUCUGCCUGCCUCUGCCUCCCAAGUGUUGGGAUUAAAGGCAUGUGCCACCACUGCCUGGCUUCUUGGAUGUUUUGAUUAGGAGAUUUUAUGUUUUGAAUUUCUUUUACUGUUGUGUCAACCUCUUCAACAGUAUCUUCUACACAUGAGAUUCUCUUUUCUAUCUCCUGUAUUUUCUUGUUUAUUGAUGAGACUUACAUCUGUAAUGCCUGACCUCUUUCCUCGGUUUUCCAUUCCCAGGUUUGUAUUUUCUUUGUUUCUACUUCCAAUUUUAGGUCUUGGAGUGCUUUCUGCAGUUCCUUUACCUGUUUGAUUGUGUUUUCCUGUAUUUCUUUAAGGGAUUUAUUGUUUCCUUUUUAAGGGCUUUUACCGUUUACCUGUGUUUUCCUGAAUUUCUUUCAGUGAGUUAUUUUUAUCCUCCUUAAAGAAAUCGAUUAUCUUCAUGAGAUAGGAUUUUAGGUCAGCUUCAUGAUUUUCAGGUGUGUUGGUGUAUUCAGGGCUUGUCGUGGUGGGAGAACUGGGUUCUGAUGAAGCUCACCUACAUUGGCUUCUCUUCCUUAUGGUCUUGCACUUGCCUCUCCCCAUCUGUUUAAUCCCUGGUGUCUGUCUGUAGUCUGCUCUUUUGUUCCUGGGUCACUUCAGGUCUCCUGGUAGGUCUAGUUCUAGCAAACCUUAUGUGAUGCCUUCCAACUGGGGGGUGGGUGUUGGGUUCAGAAGGUCAGAGAAGCUCCUGAUCUGUUGCCCUGGCUGCAGUAGAUCUCCAGGGAGGACAUCAGACUUUUGGGUCUUCAGAGGAGCAGUCAAGCUGUUGUCCUAUGGGAAGCUGUUCUCCAGUGGGGCCUGUGGACUGUGGUUUCAUUUUCCCUGUGUGCAUCAGAACUCCAGGGAGGCUUUCAAUCUGUUGGGUCAGUUGCCCUGUGUGCUACAGAGCCCCCAGGAGGUCUUCAGACUGUGAUGUUGGUUGCCCAGUUGCCCUGUGUACAGAGGAACCCCUGGGAUGCCUUCAAAUUGUGUUGUCUUCAGGGGAGUACACAAGCUGGUGAUCAGUUGCUCAAUUGUGCUGUGUGCAGCAGAUCUCCUGGGAGGUCUCUGGCUGUGGUGUCAGAGGCUUAAGUGAAGCAGAUCUCCUGGGAUGCCUCAGGAUAUGGUUUCUUCAGGAGAGCAGACUAGCUAGCCAGGCAGAAAUCACCAGGCAAAAGGUAGAUUUUUUUUUUUCUUAAUUAAUCUUUGAAUUGUGUGUUGAGUGUUUCCCUCCCUGGGAAGACAUACUAAUUCUAGAACAAAUGGAUUUUCAGCCUUUCUGGCACAUUUUUCUGACAGGAGGUAUAUUGCUUUACAGGGCCCUGAACCAGUCUGUUGUUUCCCAGGGCAAUGGCCUUGCUUUCCUCUUGAUUAAAGUUUCUGUAUUCUUAAGUUAAAGGGUAGUAGCACAACAGAGUUUUAAUGUUACCCAUUUGGCUCCGUGAAUGAACUGUGCGUUGCAGUAACAGGGAAAGGAUUUGCAUGAAGCAUUGCUUCUGCCCUCAGAACAGAACAGGAGGAGCAAUGUUCUGUGUACAGUGCAGAGUAAAACAGAGUAGGCAAUAGCUAGAUCUCAGACUAACUCAAGUUUAAGGCACUCAGCUACAGGGCUCACCGAUAUGAAGAAGGACCUGAGUUGCACAGGUUGUGUGAUUUUGUGAUUUCCUAGCCUAUGUUAAUGUGUACAUUUUAAUAUAAACACACAAGACUGGUGGGUGUACAAUUUGAAAUAUUUACAAUAUACAAUUUGAAAAUUUAGGUUGAUCCAAUGAAUACUGAAUUUCCAGUUAGGGUACUGUAUUAUGUGGUGAUCAUGUGAAUACUGAAUUUCCAGUUAGGGUACUGUAUUAUGUGGUGAUCAUGUGAAUACUGAAUUUCCAGUUAGGGUACUGUAUUAUGUGGUGAUCAUGUGAAUACUGAAUUUCCAGUUAGGGUACUGUAUUAUGUGGUGAUCAUGUGAAUACUGAAUUUUCAGUUAGGGUACUGUAUUAUGUGGUGAUCAUGUGAAUACUGAAUUUCCAGUUAGGGUACUGUAUUAUGUGGUGAUCAUGUGAAUACUGAAUUUUCAGUUAGGGUACUGUCCUAUGUGGUGAUCAUGUGAAUACUGAAUUUCCAGUUAGGGUACUGUAUUAUGUGGAUUUGAGUGAUGCUCAUUGACGUGGUUAAGGCAGCUCAGAUUUUUGAGACACAGGCCAUUCAUUAGUUGCAGCUGUGUGUGUCAGGUUAGGACUUAGCAACUACCAGUCCACACAGGGACAACAUCAAAAAGUAUUUUAUUAAUGCCAUUGCCUCUGCCAGGGAAUGACCUGCAGUGCCAGUAUACUUGUGCGUUAUAUAUAUUCCCCCAAAGUCCAUUUUUGGCAUUAAUUUAUAAAUUUCAUUUUUUAAAGAACCACACGCUGACUUGUUUGAAUUCUCCAACAUUUCCCAAUCAAUAAUAUUUUCAAUUUUUUCCCAAUUGUUUUGCUUAUUUGUCUUUAUUAAUAGUAGUAUCUUCUGUAGCUCAGACUUGACUUACCCUGUAUAAUAGAGAAUUACUUUGGAAACUCAAUCUUGACGCUGCCACCCAGUUCCUGAACGAUAGACCUGAAACACAUUCCAGGAUGUGCCAUGACUGGUCGGUCAAUGAAAAGGAAAAAAGACCAUGCAAUGCAGUGACUUAUGAGGACGUGCAUGUGAACUUCACUCAAGAGGAGUGGGCUCUGCUGGAUCCUUCUCAGAAGAAGCUCUACAAAGAUGUCAUGCUGGAGACCUACAGGAACCUCAAUGCUAUAGGAUUUAAUUGGGACAACAAAAAUACUGAAGAACAUUGUCAAAGUUCUAGGAGACAGAGAAGAAUGCAGUGACUUAUGAGGACGUGCAUGUGAGCUUCACUCAAGAGGAGUGGACUUUGCUGGAUCCUUCUCAGAAGACACUCUACAAAGGUGUCAUGUUGGAGACCUACAGGAACCUCAAUGCUAUAGGCUUUAAUUGGGAAGCCCAAAAUAUUGAAGAACAUUGUGAAAGUUCUAGAAGACACAGAAGGUGUGAAAGGAGUCAGAGUGCAGAGAAACCCUCUGAAUAUACUCAACGUGGUAAAGCCUUCGCUCACAGUCAUGCCCAAAGGCAUGAAAGGAUUCAUACAGAAAAGAUCCCCUCUGAAGUUAUUCACUGUGUCGAAGACGUUUUACCUUACACUAGUCUCCAAGUACAUAGAAGAACACAAACUGGACAGAAACCCUAUGAAUGUAAACAAUGUGGUAAAGGAUUUGCAAAGCCCAGUCAUCUUAAAAGGCAUGAAAGAUUUCAUACCGGAGAGAAACCCUUCAUAUGUAAUGAAUGUGAUAAAGUCUUUUCUUUUAAACAUCACCUCCAAACACAUAUAAGGGUGCAUACUGGAGAGAAACCCUUCAAAUGUAAUCAGUGUGAUAAAUCCUUUUCAAAACAUAAUCAUCUCCAAAGUCAUAGAAGAACACAUACUGGAGAGAAACCCUACAAAUGUAAUCAAUGUGAUAAAGCCUUUUCUGAGAAAUGUAAUCUCCAAACACAUAUAAGGAUACAUACUGGAGAGAAACCCUACAAAUGUAAUCAAUGUGAUAAAGCCUUUUCUCAAUACAGUACUCUUCAAACUCAUAGAAGAACACAUACUGGAGAGAAACCCUUCAAAUGUAAUCAAUGUAAUAAAGCCUUUUCUGAGAAAUAUAGUCUCCAAAAACAUAUAAGGAUACAUACUGGAGAGAAACCCUACAAAUGUAAUCAAUGUGAUAAAGCCUUUUCUAUUAAAUGUAAUCUCCAAAAACAUAUAAGGAUACAUACUGGAGAAAAACCCUACAAAUGUAAUCAAUGUGACAAAGCCUUUUCAAAAAACAGUACUCUUCAAACUCAUAGAAGUACACAUACCUAAGAGAAACCCUUCAAAUGUAAUGAAUGUGAUAAAGCUUUUUCCCAAUACAGGAAUCUCCACAUUCAUAGAAAAACACAUACAGGAGAAAAACCCUACAAAUGUAAUCAAUGUGAUAAAGGCUUUUCCCAAUUAUGUCAUCUUCAAAUUCAUAGAAAAACACAUACCUAAGAGAAACCCUUCAAAUUUAAUGAAUGUGAUAAAGCCUUUUCCCAGCAUUAUAAUCUACAAAUUCAUAAGAGAAGACAUACUAGAGAGAAACCUUACAAGUGUAUUCAGUGUAUGUAAGUCUUUUCAAAACAUUUUCAUCUUCAAUAGAAUAAAAGAAUCCACACUGGAGAAAAAAGCUACGAAGGAAUUGGAUUGUGAGCAAAUUUUUUAUAACGCCAUCGUUUCUGAAUGUAUAAGUGAACAUACUGAAGAGAAAGACUAUGGAUGUGAUCAUAGUCUUAAUCGUCAUGAACAUAUAUGUAGGGGCCAGAAUCCUUCUGAGUAUAAGCAGUGUGGAAAAAUCUAUGCCAGGCAGUUAUCUCCUAAUGCAGGAAGGAGCACAUACUGGAGAGAGAGACAGACAGAGAGAUACAGAGAGAGACUGUAUAAAUAUACACAAUGUGGUAAACCUUUGCAUAUCGCAGAUAUCUUUGAAUACAUAAAAGAGAACACGAUAUAUCUCAGAAUUCAUAAAAGAAGACACUGAAGAGAGAAACUGUGUGUGAAUAAUGCGGUAAGGACUUUGCAGUUGACAUUGACAUUGAUCUCAUCAUGUAUAAAUUAACACAGACUUGAAAGAAACCUCAUAAAAAUAAGGAAUGUGGUAAAGCUUAUGUGUGGACCAGUCAUUUUUUUCUUGAGAAAAAUCCAUGCUGCAGGUUAACCCUGUAAAUGGAGCCACUGUGGAAACAUUUUGUACAUCACAGUAUCUGUAUGCGAGAGUAAAACCUUUAGCAUGUACUGGAUCACUUAAAGUUUGCAUGUCACAAUAUUUUUUAGGACUUUAAAGAACUCAAAAAUCAGGCAAUCUAUGACUCUGAUGGACAUGGUUCCAUCUUGUGCCAACCCAGUUACAUUAAUUUACACAACAUUAUUCAUUCUUGAGAAAACCUUUAGCAAAUGUCAACUAUCUGCUCAAGCAUGAUGAUGUCUCUAUUUUGUUCAUACAUGGAAACUCAUAGGGACAAAAGCCCUGUGAGGUUCAUUGAUAAGGUAACUGGUUUAAAAUUCACAGUUCACUUUAAGUCCGUGAAAUAACUCAUUCAGAUGUGAAACACUGUUGGUGAGUAUCAGUGCCUUUUCUGUUGUUGUGAUAAAAUGUCUAAGGUAUUGUAGAAAACUGAAGUCCCAAGCCAGGGUUUCCACCCCAGCUUUGGCCAAUUUUUUUCCAGGUAACACACACAUAACUUUUAUAUUUGUAAUAAACCAUAAUCAACACCCAAUAUUAGCUAAUAUCUAUCCUCUAUGCUAUAUUGUCUAUUUCCCAGCCAGUAAUUUUGUCAUACUAUUUUGCUUUAUUUGUUCUGGUUUAUGCUUAACUCCAUUAUUUUAUUGUUGACCUAACUUAAGGCUGUUUUUUCUCUGUCUACUUUCUUCUCCUUGUGGUUCUCCACUGAUCCCAAGUCCAGUAUCCCUAAUCCCUGUCUAUGUCUGUUCUGCCCAGCUACUGUCCAGCUAUUGAUUGUUGUCAUCUUUAAUAACCAGUCAGAAGAAACUUGAGAGCAAGGUCACACACCUUCACUUGGGGCUGUGUGCAGAUCUUGUCUUCUAUGGAGCAAUCAUUUUUUAGGUUCCUGCUUUUAACUUUACAGUACAUAGCAAGAAACGAAACCCCAACAUGAAGGCAAUUUUUAGAAGCAUUUAAAUUUCAUUAGAGUUCUAAAGGGAUAUAGGAUCACCAUGAUAUUGUCAGGGCAACAAGUGUCAUUUGUGGCAGCUAAAGGAGGAGCUCAGAGCUCACGUCCUCAACCUAUAGCCUUAAAGAGAGGGUUAGAGCCAGGUGUGGUGUCACUCACCUUUAAUCCCAGCACUUGGGAGGCAGAGGCAGGCAAAUUUCUGAGUUUGAGGCCAACCUGUUCUGCAGAGUGAGUUCCAGGACAGCCAGUGCUACACAGAGAAACCCUGUCUCAAUAAAACCAAAAGAGAGAGAGAGAGAGAAACAGAGAGAGAGAGAGAGAGAGAGAGAGAGAGAGAGAGAGAGAGAGAGAGAGAGAGAAACAGAGAGAGAGUUAGGACUAGACAUGAUUUGAGGAAGUAAGCUCUGAAAUUCAACCUCAGUGACAUAUUUUCUCCAACAGGCAGAUAUUUCCUACAUCUCCCCAAAUGACACUAGUAACUGAGAAGUAUUGAUUUCUCUGCCAUCAAUCCUCUAUGCUUGCUUUUUGUUAUAUAAGCCAACUCAUUAGGAAGAAAAACUCUGUGGAUAAGCCUUAGAUGCCACAAACCCUGCGUUAUAGUAGUCAGUGUUUAUACAAGAAUAACAUCAUGAAUGAAAUUUUCUUUGCUGACCAACUUCGUUUAAUUUUAUUUACGGGGUUUGUCUGCAUCUUUGGGUGAGUAUGUGCAUGUCUAUGAAGAUUUCCAAAAUUAUUAAGUUGUUGUAUCUUCUUCUAGCAGAAGAUACACCAAGAUGUCCAAACCUGACUUUGUCCCUGGGAAUGAAAUUUUCUUAAUUACUUGGCCAUGUCUCUAGCCAUCUAAAUAAUUUAAGUGUUUUAUAUCAUCAUGAUGUCAGGAAAUAGAAAAAAAUCUUAUACAAGAGAAAAACCCUAUCCAUGUGGAUGACCUUGUAACAUCACAGAUGUUUUCCAUAUCAGGGACAACAUCCUGUUUCUUCUCUUCUUCAUCAGAGCCUUGAAGGAAGUAAAUUAUUUCCCAUGGUCCCUCGAGUGUUGUAGUAGAGAUCACCAAUUGUGCUGGUGGUUUUAUUUUCAAACAUUUGGAAUAUAUAUUAAAGUUUUUUAUAUGUCUUUCAAAUCCAUUCACAGAUGUUUAUUAUGUGGUCCUUGACUUCCUUCUGUGAUUUCUGUUCAGCUUUAAUCCCACUUUUCUUGUUGAUAGGUACUCUUCCACUGCAAUGAAAUGAGUUAGAUACUCAUCUUCUAAGUGGUCCAUUGUUUAUUUAAAUAUGAGGGCAGUGAGAUCAUAAGUAAGAUCCAGUAAGGUUGCUGGUGAAAGCAUGGUGGGCGCUGCUUUGUGUGUCAUUUUCUCACAAAUUCCUUUGAGAGUUGGUUGUUAUGCAUCCUAGCUUUUGUGUCAGUCAUUAAUCAUGGUUAUCCUUUUUCUUUGUUUGUUUUGUUUUGUUUUUUGGGUUUUUUUUUUGUUGCUGUUGUUGUUGUUGUUGUUUUUUUUUUUUGUUUUUGAGACAGGGUUUCUCUGUAUAACCCUGGCUGUCCUGGAACUUACUUUCUAGACCAGGCUGGCCUCGAACACAGAAAUCCGCAUGCCUCUACCUCCAAAGUGCUGGGAUUAAAUUUGUGCUCCCCCAUGCCUGCCUUGUCUUUUUACUCUUUAUAGACAUGUGUCAGCCUUCUGAGUUUAAGUCCAAAGAUAGAAGACAUACAGUCAGAGGGUCCUCUUUUGUCAACACGCUUUAAUAUUAAAUUUCAAAUGGUUAAUAUAUGAAAAUAGAAAGAACAACAAUACCUUAGGUAUACACCCAGAGCAUCCUAUUCAUCUCUCUCAUAGAGAUGUAAUAAUGUAGAAUAGUCAGCAAUCAACUACAUAUCUCACACAUAGGUGGGCACGUUGUCGCCAGAAAACAAUUUUUUUUCUUGGCUUAAUGAGGCUGAAUGGUUCAGCCUAGCUGGUUAGAGUAGUUAGGACACAGUCCCUAGUCCUAACACUAUUAACAGAAGUCUCCCAUCCUAUGUAGCUCUCCUACCUAAAAGCCACUCUCUGUGAACUAAGAACAUUAUUAUUUUGGUUUAUGGUGGCAUCUGUUAUAAUUCACCAAAACUAGGGUAGACUUCUAUUUUUAUUCUACAGAUGGUAAAACUGAGGGUCACACAGUUAAGUUGCUUCUGAAUAUACUUAAUUGGAACUGUUCAUCUUUCACAUGCUGUAAUUCUAAUGCAUUAGGAAUUGAAGUGGAAGCCACCUAAACCAGGUAUGGUUACACAUGCCUAUAUUCAUGGUGCUUACAGAGUGAGGACACCAGGAUUUCACAGUCAUCCAAGUUAAAAGUGGUCAAUAGAGUGUGUUGCAAGGUCCGGAGAGCCAAGGCCGAGGUUUCUUUGAGGUUAGAGUAGCUCAGCAGAAUUGUUCAUGUAAGAGCAGCAACCACAGUACUGUUAGGUGACUUUUCCAAUAUUCUAUAUUUUUGUUUGUGUCCCUUGUAUGUGUGAGGAUUGUGGCACUGAUACAUCUUUUAACUCAAUCUUUGAAAUCCUCCUUCAUGAUUAAAAUGUGCACCUGAGUUAUAAAUCCCCAUGUGCCUCAGUGGCUAGACUUGCAGACUCCUUUCCCUAUUGCUGUGGUUCAAAGGAUAACCUGGGUCCUAAAA